Messenger RNA from Phlebotomus papatasi, 1515 nucleotides. RefSeq names its product transmembrane protein adipocyte-associated 1-like. Gene Ontology annotation, biological process: G protein-coupled receptor signaling pathway. Gene Ontology annotation, cellular component: plasma membrane. The transcript is spliced from 5 exons. Gene Ontology annotation, molecular function: G protein-coupled receptor activity. Lineage: Eukaryota; Metazoa; Arthropoda; Insecta; Diptera; Psychodidae. The coding region runs from base 176 to 1354 and encodes 392 amino acids. The record is from RefSeq and is a predicted model, not a curated record.
AGUGGAAAGAGAAGGGGAAAACGGGAAGGACAACCUUUGACAAAUCAAAACACAAAAAAGACGUCUCGUAAUCAUAGAAAUUUCUCAAUUUUCUUGCAAUAUUGUUCGUAGUUUCGCAAAGAAUCUAUCGCCUGAGUGAAAAUAAGAAUGCCCCAUAGUGUCAGUGAGUGCAGAGAUGGCAUUCGAUAGUGUUGGAAGCGAUGCAGUGCAGGAAAUUGUGAGCAACUCCACCAUCAAUCCACUUUCUCCAAUAACAAAGCAAAAUGACGAAUCUUUUUGCAAACUCGCACUUUAUGUGGAGUUUUCCUCGUCCGGCGUUAGAAUCUGGGACGUUGUGAUCUUUAUUCCGAAUCUCCUGUUUCUAAUCUUCCUGGGACUCCGAUUCAAUCGGGCCAGGCUCAAAUUGCGUGCCACCAGUUCACCCAUCUUCCUCACAUUCUACGGGAUUGUGUGGGCUUGUGUGCUGAUGAGUGUCCUGAGAUGUCUGGUCUCGAUGCUCGUCAAUGCAGCUACAUCUUUUGGUGGCAUGACCGACAAGAUCAUGUGGAUUGCCGUGAGGUUUUCCCUGCUGUCAGCUGAAAUGAGUGUUGUCAUCUUUGGUCUGGCUUUUGGCCAUCUGGAUAGUCGAAAUUCUAUAAGGGCCGUUCUUGUGACAACUUGCGUCAUCUCGCUGGCUUUCUCUCUUGCCCAAGGCGCCCUGGAUAUCGUCCUGCCUGACGAUGCCUUCCACAUUCCGUCAAAAGACCUCGAUCUCUUUGGACACGGAGGAAUGCUCUUCCUCUUUGUCACUUCUCUAAUUUUCGCUGCGAUUUAUUUGGUAAUCUUUCUUCUGCCCUGCACUCGAGCCAGAGACUUUCUGGCUCUGCCAGCCAAAAGAUCUUUCUACAUCUACGUGGCGACUCUGUGUCUCCUGGACAGUCUGCAGGCUGUUGGGGCGGGUCUCCUCAAUUGGGAUGUACCGCAGGGACUGUGUCUGUUGGACGCAACGAGUGGACUCUAUUUUACAUUCUAUACGCCACUCGUGUAUGUGACAUUCCUGCGGGAGUUCUUUAGCAUCUCUCAGCCCACCAUCCUCUUCUCCUACAAGACUCAGGUUGAUGAUAAUCUCGAUGACGAGCACUAUUCGCUGCCACAGCAGCAAAGUCUCACGAGCUUGAAGACAGAGUCAGAUUUCAUCUGUCCCAACCAUUGUCUCUUCGAGAACACCCAAUUCGCGGCCAAUGGAAAUUCCAUAAAUCAGCUGUGCGGUAUCCAGAGUCCGGACAGCAUCACUGGCUACAGCAUAGAGUCCUCUUCCUCCAUCGAAUUCAGCGGUCGCGGCGAUUUUGGGGGUCUCGUGGCGAGGAACAACUAAGAGUAUCGUUCAAUUUUUGUAGCACCCAAAAUGAAUCUAGUCAAUAGCUUGUGAGGAAAUUAUAUUGUUGUGAAAAUUCAUAUGAUACUGAGAACAAAGUAAUUUAAUGAGAAUGGAUUAAUCACCGUUUUAAAUAAAUAACGAAAUAUUAAAAAUUAAAA